Messenger RNA from Anguilla anguilla (European eel), 3591 nucleotides. RefSeq names its product secondary ossification center associated regulator of chondrocyte maturation (gene snorc). The record is from RefSeq and is a predicted model, not a curated record. Bases 1732 to 2085 code for a protein of 117 amino acids. The transcript is spliced from 3 exons. Lineage: Eukaryota; Metazoa; Chordata; Actinopteri; Anguilliformes; Anguillidae. Gene Ontology annotation, biological process: cartilage development.
CCCCCACCCCACCCCCGCUCUCUUGGUGCUUGAAUCUUAAACUGACCUGGCAAAGGGGGAAUGGGGAUGAGCAGUGGCCGUCUCACUUGGGCUAUUCUGUGGGUGUGGGGGAGAACGGUUCUUUAAAGAAUGAUAAGGAAAAACAAAUAUAACACCUCUGUUCAAUUUAUUUAAGGCUUUUGAUCUUCCCUUUUUAUUCUCCUUUUUUCUGAAGGUUGUUCAUGGGGCAUGAGCUAUGACUCUGAUCGAAGAUGUCCUGUUUUAAGGGCAUGUUCAAUAGUUCCAAUUAGUUACACGUUUCUUGUAAAAUACUAGCCUGUUUAAAGAAUAAACUUUAAAUUCUGUAACUGUAUUAUAAAAUAUUGAAAUGAUGGGUUGAAUGAGUCUUACUUUUUUUGUAUCGUUUACUUAUGGAGAUGCUCUCCAUAAGCAUUUUUACAGUCAUUCUAUGCCAUUGUAUAGAAUAUAUGCUCCUAUUGUAGUCAUGGGUUCGUGCAGAUGUGUUGAUUAUUUUGUUAUCUGCAGAUAUUGCAGAUAAUUAUUUUCUGAAAUUAAGUAAGCUUCAAUUUGGGGAAGCAGGUGGAGGAUUUUGGUGAGUCACCCUGGAUGAGUCUGUAGGAGAGCACAUGGAGGUGCUCAUUUUGAAAUAAAGCCGUUUACAGUGUGCCGAGGAAGUGUAAUGGCGGAUGCAGAAAGUACUCUUCAGCUCCCAGACAGGCUGAGCGUGUUACGGGCAUUCAGCAGGAUUUAUUAUCCAUUCCAUUUCUCAUGCGGUGAAACGGCAAGCAGGAAUUGUGGGAAAGGAAAUGGAACGGUGUGUUACUUAUUAUUCUGUGGAGUUCCCCUGAGCCGCCAGUCCGUGGAAACCCACCCAGCAGCACAUUUAUGAAAAUAUUAAAAGGUGUGAAAUAAUAUGAAGUUUUCCAUUCCUUCGGUGUACGAACACACACACGCUGACUCUGCGAAGAGGAAGCACUAAACCUAUGGGCCUCAAGUUACUGCCCUGAUUGCUGCGUUGCCUCAUUCCACGUUGCUGGGAAACAAAUGAUUCUUAGUGUAUUUAUUUUAUCUGAGCAUGAUGAGUUAUUAAAAUGCUAAUAAUGUUUCUCCAGAAACCUAGCUGAUUUCUCAGGUACAGUGGCAGGGUCAUUCAGGAAGGUUGCACCCCACAUUCCAGAUGGUGUCGUUCACAUAUCCUAUACAGUGUAUGUGUUAGCUGGAGGAAUAUGCAGUCAUAUGGGCUAAUAAUAUACUGCACCCCUGCAUACAGAGCUGAUGUAGCAAGUUUGCAGUCACUGGUGAAAGGCACAGUUGAGUGAAUGUUGGUACAGGGGCUUGGUUCCCAGAACCUGGGAGAGGUGACCAGUCCUGACCUAGGGCAGUGAACAGUUAACCCCCACUCUUCUCCCUGGGCUGUUUUUUUGGUAAUGGGAGGGCAGGGAGCUUGGAGUCAGACUAUUUCAGCUGACCUGCCUCAGAAGUAUACAGCCCUGUGUUUGUGCAGAGUUGACUUUUUGAGGCAGGUUGGUACUCUGGGGUGUUGACAAAGUCUGUAUUGUACAGACACUACCCUCUGUGCCCCCCCUUCCCCUCCCACCCACUUUUCCCCUUUACUCUCUCUCUCCCUCUCCCAUUCCCGCUCUCUCCCUCUCUCUCUCGCCCUCUCUUUUCCCUUCUUUAACGCAUGCUUUGGAAUCAGCAGAGAUUCCCUGCAGACUUGAAACAGGAACCAUGGCUCACUGCAGCAUCCACAGCCUCUUCAUGGUUACACUCCUGGGCGUGUGUCUGACUGCUGCUCGGACAGAAACUGUGGCUGAUCUGUCUCCAACUACACAAAGCGAGAGCCUGGAGACAUCAUCAGGGGGAGGGGCAUAUGAUUUGACUACAAAGGACCCUUUCCAUGACCUCACAGAAAAUGCCUUUACCUUGGAAUAUGAAGAUACCACCCACUCUGAGCCUAUCGAUGGGGAGGAUGGAGUGCUGGGUCCUGGUGCUAUUGCUGCCAUUGUGAUUGCCGUGAUCCUGGGGGCCUCUGUGCUCAUUGCCCUUAUCGUCAUCACACUCAAGAAGUUCACCACCGCAUAGAGCUGCCCCUCAGCCCCCUCCCUCACACAGCUCAUGGAAAACCACACAGGGGCCUCAUUAACUGACUCCUCUUUCCUGCCUGAGGUCUGAUGUACAGCAAGCUCUCCAGGACACUAAUAGUCUUUGGUCAAUGAGAAUGUUUGCUAAAAAAGGAGAGCCUACUGCAUGUGAAGCCUGACUGGUUCCUAGGGCUUGAGAUGACUAGGCCCUGUAGAACCUGGAUGAUUUGUCCUUCUGUAGAACCUGGAGAUCUAUAACUUCCAUGUGGAUUCUAGAACCUCAUACCCUAGCCAAAUUCCUCCUCUAAAAUUCAAAUUUCCUUUAAAGAAGUCACCUCAGUAGUUUCAUACCAGUACCCAAAUAAUAGUGCAAUCCUGUGAGUGUAGUAAAAUUGAGUAUCUAACUUAAGGGUUCAAAAUAUGUAUUUACUAAUUCAUUUUUUAAAACAUACUUCCAGAUUGGCGAUGUGCUUUAUCAUACAACUAUGUCCUUGCUCUUGUACAUGUGGACCGUAGUGUGAAUAGUCCCCUACUGGACACUACAGAAUGUGUUUCCAGGUGAGUGGUUCUCAAAAUUCAAUUUACCUCAUGAAACUGAAUCAGGGGACAAAAAAAGAAAAAAGGAUGGAAUAAGGCUUUAUAUUCACCUUAUGGACCUAGUUGUCUUCACGUGUAAGAUCUUGGUUAUUAAAAAUGUCAGAGGGACAGAGUAAGCCAGCUGGAUGUCCACCCUGCUGUAUCAGGUUGCUAGUGUAUGUUCAAAUAAGGAAAGUCUGAAGUGAUCAUGGGAGAGUUUGGGAGUUGUGUUGCCGCUGUUACUGUAUAAGGAGGCAAUUGGAAUGCAAUACAGAGCUCUACCUGGCUCAGUUGAUUCAAACUACCAUUUUACUGAACACACAGUAAUUUUCAUUAGUGAAUCUGUCACUUAUUGUCAUUUUUGAUGAAAAAUGCUGGCAUUGAAUUGAUUUUCUGUAACAGUUUAGGUGCAUUUUUUCUGUGUAAAUAUUUGUUUUGUAAAGUAAGUGAUCAGUAAGUGUGGUGUUCCUGUUCUUGCAUACUGGUCAAUGUAAGGGGUGGCAUUUGUGGAUGUUUCAGAUUACAUCAAUCAAAAUUCAGGCAAAUCUUGUGUAGAACCAUUUAAAAGCAGUCACUUUACAAUGCACAAUUACCCAGGAAUAAAAAAGAAGCCAAUUGAGCCAAUGUGGGAGAAAUGGUAAUUACUCCUAACCUCUGGAAAUGGUGAUGUAGGAAAGAAUAUUGCAAAAGAGAUGUAGAAGCAAAGUAAAUAAAAAGCUUUUAAAAACAACAAAAUCAUUCUCUGAAUUGCCACAUAGUUACCUAGUGGUUUUUGAUAGUGGGAGAAAAUGGACGACUGUUUGCCAUUACAUUACAUUACAUUACAUUACAUUACAGGCAUUUAGCAGAUGCUCUUAUCCAGAGCGACUUACACAACUUUUACAUGGCAUUUUUUACAUUGUAUCCAUUUAUACAGCUGGAUAUAUACUGA